GGCUCCCUGAAUGGAAAUAGCCACUGAGGAUUUUUUCUUUUUUUAUGUGUAAAACUCAUCAAAAGGGAUGAUAAGAGAAGCAGCAAUUCACCAGGUGAUUCCAUACGGAGCUUGAUGGAUUUAUUGCAAGCAUCUCUGGCUGAAUGUGAUAUCAUGAAAUUGCAGAGGAGGCUGUGGAGCUGGGGGAGGCUGGUGAGAUGUGCCUGGAGUUUGGGCACCGGGAUUGCUGGAGCCGACAAAUGAAAGAGGGGGUGAGCUCAAAUGCCAAGCUGCACUGGGCUGUGAUUGGAAAUUUAAUCAGUUUUUUUUUUGGGAGAAAGUUUCUCUUCUUGGGUUGGACACAGUGAUGCUUUACAAGGAAGCUGUAGGAUGACCAUGAAGACUGGUGGCAUUCUGUGGAGCCAGGGUGGAUUUCACUGUCGGCAGCAUCCCUCGGCAGCUGCAAGGGGCGCACGGGCGGAGGUGGGGAGCUAGCCGUUCAGCACCUUGGCCAGCGAAAGUUUUGAAGAGCUGCUUUGGUGGAACAGAGCUGCUGUUUUGUCCCAGCUCCCUCUCUCUCUCCCUCCCCUCCUUUCUCCUUUCACUGUGCAAAUUCAGUGUGAAAUGAGCCUGACUUUGCAGGCAUAGUUUGUAUGAACACUCCGGUCUGGGAUAAUACUGAGUUUAGUGGGGCAAGGCAUGGAUGGUGGCAUUGCUUCCUGGGUGCAAUCUGCAGCUUCUCAGCUCUAAUGGUGCCUGCUUGGAGAUUCUCCUAUUUCUGACACAAAUACUGGAACUGCUGAAGGACCAAACACAAACAAAGUAUGAAUGUUGAACAAGAUGACAUUACAUCCACAGCAGAUGAUGAUAGGUCCUAGGUUCAACAGGGCCUUAUUUGACCCCCUUUUUAUUGUGCUGUUGGCUCUUCAACUUCUCGUGGUGGCUGGGUUGGUUAGGGCUCAGACCUGCCCUUCUGUAUGUUCCUGCAGUAACCAGUUUAGCAAAGUCAUUUGCACACGACGGAACCUCCGCGAAGUCCCGGAUGGUAUCUCCACCAACACGAGGCAGCUUAACCUCCAUGAAAACCAGAUCCAAAUAAUCAAAGUGGACAGUUUUAAGCAUUUACGACACUUAGAAGUUUUACAGUUGAGUAGGAAUCAUAUUAGGACGAUUGAAAUUGGGGCCUUCAACGGCUUGGCAAAUCUGAACACUUUGGAGCUCUUUGACAAUCGUCUGACAACCAUUCCAAAUGGAGCUUUUGAAUAUUUGUCAAAAUUAAAAGAGCUUUGGCUGAGGAACAACCCCAUCGAAAGCAUUCCAUCCUAUGCUUUUAAUCGCAUCCCUUCUCUGCGCAGACUGGAUUUGGGGGAGAUGAAAAGAUUGUCUUACAUUUCAGAAGGAGCUUUUGAAGGGCUUUCAAACCUUAGAUAUCUGAACCUUGGGAUGUGCAACCUCAGAGAAAUCCCCAAUCUUACUCCACUUGUAAAACUAGAUGAACUAGACCUUUCUGGAAACCAUCUUGCUGUUCUCAGGCCAGGGUCAUUCCAAGGAUUAACCAAUUUACAGAAACUGUGGAUUAUGCAUUCCCAAAUUCAGGUGAUUGAGAGGAAUGCCUUUGAUGACCUUCAAUCACUUGUGGAGCUUAAUUUGGCACAUAAUAAUAUAACUACGCUGCCUCAUGACCUUUUUACACCUCUACAUAAUUUACAAAGGAUUCAGUUGCACCACAACCCUUGGAACUGCAAUUGUGACAUUCUUUGGCUUAGUUGGUGGUUGAAAGAGAUAGUCACUACUGGCAGCACAUGCUGUGCUCGUUGUAGCACCCCUCCCAGUUUAAAAGGCACUCACAUUGCUGAGUUGGACCAGAACUAUUUUACAUGCUAUGCCCCAGUGAUUUUAGAGCCACCCACUGAUCUGAAUGUUACAGAGGGGAUGGCUGCUGAACUCAAAUGUCGGGCAUCAACAUCAUUGACUUAUGUUAGCUGGAUUACGCCAAAUGGAUCCAUAAUGACUCAUGGGGCUUACAAAGUGCGAAUUUCUGUGCUUAAUGAUGGCACACUAAACUUCACAAACGUAACAAUGCGAGAUACAGGAUUGUACACAUGUAUCGUCAGUAAUUCCGCAGGGAACACCACUGCCUCGGCGACACUGAAUGUGACUGCCAAUGAUAAUAAUCCUUUUACAUACUUUUCCACUGUCACUGUAGAGACUAUGGAACCAUCUCAGGACGAGGUCAGGACCACGGAACAUCAUGUGGGUCCUACACCACUUAUUGACUGGGAAACCGCAAAUGCAACCACUUCUCUAAUGCCGCAGAGCACAAGUUCCACUGAGAAACCCUUCACCAUCCCGGUUACGGAUGCAAAUGGUGGAAUGCCAGGGAUAGAUGAAGUUAUGAAGACCACCAAAAUUAUCAUUGGCUGUUUUGUAGCCAUCACCCUUAUGGCAGCUGUUAUGUUGGUCAUUUUCUAUAAGAUGAGAAAACAGCACCAUCGGAAGAACCAUCAUGCUCCUACGCGGACUGUUGAGAUUAUUAAUGUGGAUGAUGAACUCACAGCUGACACGCCCAUUGAGAGCCACUUACCCAUGCCCGCAAUAGAACACGAGCAUUUAAACCAUUAUAACUCUUAUAAGUCCCCUUUUAAUCACACAACAACAGUGAACACAAUAAAUUCAAUACACAGCUCAGUGCAUGAACCUUUACUGAUUCGCGCAAACUCUAAGGACAAUGUACAGGAGACGCAGAUCUGAAAUUCUGCAACAUGGGAGACUAAGAGCAAAAACAGACCAUUUAUAUUAAAAAAAAGAACGUAAAUGACUGGGCUAAAUCUACUGUUUCCAAUAAAAUGUCUUUACAAAAAAGAAAAAAAAAAACAUAAUAAAAAAACAAAGAAAUUUAUUUAUUAAAAAUUCUAUUGUAAUCUAAAAUAUUAAAAUCCUGUGUAUUCCUAAAGUUGGUUACACUUGGCUUUACCCAAGUUAUAUUUUUCAUGUAUUGAAACUUCCAGAAAAAAAAAAAUCAAAUCUAUAUUGGCUUUGUAUUGGGUAAUGAAGGCUUGAAUUGGGUCUAUUAUUUUAUUAUUCUCAAUUCAUCUACAGUUAUAGCUUUUGUAUGUUGGGAAAAGGCUUGGCAUGGAAUACCAUGGUAUUGGUAAAUUUAAAAGAAGAGAAUUUAUUUUUCAUUUACCUAAUGUCCUAUUCUGUAUUUUGCAGAAUUUAUAUUCUUUGAGACAAUUUACACAGAAUUCAGUGA
Messenger RNA from Nanorana parkeri, 3232 nucleotides. RefSeq names its product leucine-rich repeat-containing protein 4C. NCBI's taxonomy places the organism in Eukaryota, Metazoa, Chordata, Amphibia, Anura, Dicroglossidae. The coding region runs from base 808 to 2730 and encodes 640 amino acids. The record is from RefSeq and is a predicted model, not a curated record. The transcript is spliced from 2 exons. Gene Ontology annotation, biological process: modulation of chemical synaptic transmission; regulation of axonogenesis; synaptic membrane adhesion. Gene Ontology annotation, cellular component: plasma membrane; postsynaptic density membrane; glutamatergic synapse. Gene Ontology annotation, molecular function: cell-cell adhesion mediator activity.